This is a messenger RNA of Trypanosoma cruzi, 1751 nucleotides long. Its product is annotated as serine/threonine protein kinase, putative. Gene Ontology annotation, biological process: peptidyl-threonine phosphorylation; positive regulation of DNA-templated transcription; peptidyl-serine phosphorylation. The annotation marks the transcript as partial. Gene Ontology annotation, cellular component: nucleus. The record is from RefSeq and is a predicted model, not a curated record. NCBI's taxonomy places the organism in Eukaryota, Euglenozoa, Kinetoplastea, Trypanosomatida, Trypanosomatidae. Gene Ontology annotation, molecular function: ATP binding; transcription coactivator activity; protein serine/threonine kinase activity. The transcript has a single exon.
CGGCAAAGGUGAUUCGUAGUGGGGAAUACUUCUACAAUCAAGGACUUAUGGAAGUAGACAUUGUAGCGAGGCUUAAUAGUGUGCCUCCUUUAGAGAACCUUGUUGUGCGUCUUGGUAAAGUGUUUGUUUGGAAGGGUCAUCUUGUUCUGGUGUUUGAGAUGCUAAGUAUGAAUCUUUUUCAGCUGAUUCAACGUACAAAUUACAACGGUGUGAGUCUUGAUCUCACCAGAAAGUUUGCCUAUCAGUUGAUAUUGGUGCUAAAACAGUUAGAGGAGCAUAAUCCGCCCAUUAUUCAUUGUGAUGUAAAGCCGGAGAAUGUGGUGCUGCGGGAUCCAAGUCGAAGCUCCAUUCGUUUGAUUGACUUUGGCAGUGCCUGUUACCUGCACCAAGGGGCCAAGUUGUAUAAAUAUGUUCAAUCGAGGUUUUACCGUAGUGUGGAGGUAAUCCUGGAACUUGGCUACGACACCGCCAUUGACCGCUGGUCGCUUGGUUGCAUGCUUGUGGAGUUGCACACGGGUGUCCCGCUCUUUGCUGGAAAGAACGAGGCCGAACAAGUUGCCCGCUUCAUUGGUGUGCUUGGACCCUUGCCUGACGAGAUGAUUGAGAGAAGCCCAAAGAAGGAUUUCUUCUUUGUGGACUCCCGACAGGCACAGCAGGAGGCCUUUUUGCAACACUCCACAGGCAUGGGAGGAGGAGGCCCUGUCAUGGCGGAUCAAACGCAGCGACGGGAGCAUGCCGCGUCCCCGUCUCCAGUCAUCGCAGCAGAGGUACUGCAUAGUUUAUCGGCAACAUCGUCCAUCUCUGUGGUCACCGCCGCAUCUACGGCACCGGCAUGUUCUUACGUCGGUCACUCGGAUGUCGCAGCCAGAGCAGUGGCAACUCCACCACAUUCUCAGCAGCAACAGCAAUUGACAGCAGAGGCUAUAGGAGAAGCAACGGAUGGACGGCAAGCAUAUCGAAACUCUUUCUCCACACCUGGUAACAAUGUAUGUGCCAACAACAACAACAACAACAACAACAACAACAACAACAAUAACAACAACACGGUAGCUGUACCUGCGCUGCGCCGACCAAAAACGGCUCUCUCGACGGCAUUACCUGCGAAGAAGGAUGUUAUAGGACACACGACGAUAGGUGGUGGUGGUGGUGGUGGUGGUACUAGCGGUGGGGGAGGAGGAGGAGGAGUGGGAUCGUUUGCUCCUGCAGUAACGAGAAGAGGCAAGCACGCCACAUCCGGGAAUUCAUCGCAACAGAAGACUCAUCUUGGUGCCAAUGCAACAGCUGCCAUCCCGAUGACGACAUUUCCGACUCGAUCGUCCGCGGCAGUGCGAGCGUCAACCUUCACGCCAAGGCCCCGACUGACCUCAGCGAGUCAACCUAUUGCGCACAACGAGGGGUCAUUGCCCUCCUCUGCACGGGGGACUCGUGCGGGUGUGCAACAGGCGGCAGCGGCAGCGGAGCCACCACAACAAUCGGGCGCCACUACACCGCCCAAGAGCCCGUUUGUCAUCCGCUAUCCGCCUGCACCCGAGCAUUAUCAGAGCCUUGAGGAAACCAUUGGAGUUUACUCGGGUGGACCGCGAGGGUGCCGUCAGGGGCAGGCGGGACAUGGUGUAGAGGACUACAAGGUGUUUUUGGAUUUCGUCCAGCGUUUGCUUUGCUACGAUCCACGAAAACGCAUGAGUUGCACCGAAGCAUUGCAGCAUCCUUUUCUAUCAGAGUUAGAGGUGCAGAAGCAGUGGAAGACUUGA